AAAUUUCUAAUCAAGGUGAACCUGCCGCAGCCCCUCGCCCCCAAACUGCAGACCGUCAGUUCUAUCCUGCGUUAAGUGUGAGCUCCUUGGGGGCAGACAGCAUCCAUGCUAGCCCAGAGUGAGGGCUCAGUGAAGGCUUGUUGGACGACUAAGUGACAUGAGGGCCUGUGCAAAUUGUGGUCUCUGAACACCACUAAGAUGUACAAUGCUCAUUUUUGUCAACUCUAAGUACUGGGCUUACCGAGCCAAUAGUGCCAGCGCUGGAGCCAUUAUUUGCACUUUUUACAAACAAUUCUUUGGGUAGGGCCCAACAGCACCCUUCCCAUCCCCCUUUGUAAAACAGAAGAAAUCAAGUUGGGCGCAGGCGAAUCAAGUUGGCUACUGGGGCGCACACGGCCCGGUGCCCGCGUGGGGCAGCGGGACCUGGGCUCAGGGCUCUUGUCCCUCUGUCUUGGCUCUGACUGGUCAGGUUACUCGCUCUGGUGUCUGCCAUAAGAGGGGCCCAACUGUGGUUCCCACGAUGGCGCGGAGUAAAAUCAGGGCUGAAGAGGAGCCUCAGAUCCUAGUCCGAGGCCCCAAGCGAAGCCAGCCCGUGGUACCCUGACAGUUCAGAACCGUGUAAAGCUGAGGCAGGCAGUCGUGUGUGCACCGGCUCUGCCCUGGGUGUGCGAUGCUAUCUCCGACUUUUGCAGAUCCAGCGGCUGCAACCAUGGCGAAUCUGCAAGAAUCUCCCAGGGUCGAACCCAUGGCUGAGGAGCGGUCCGGGUCCUGGUUCGGCUUCGGAUUCUGCGGCUUCGGGCAGGAGCCGGGCUCCGGGUGCAGGUGCCAGGUGCUCAGCCCCGAGCCUCUGCAGGCGGUCCGGGACAUCUGCCGCGUGAGCGCCAGCUGGAGCUACACCGCCCUGGUGACCCGCGGAGGCCGCGUGGAGCUGUCGGGUUCCGCGAGCGGCGCGGCGGGCGGCUGCAGGGACGCGUGGGCCUCCGAGGAGAUCCUCGUGCUGCUGCGCGACGGCCCAGGGUCCUUCCGCCGCGGCCUGGCCCCGGAGCUGCGCGCGCGCCGGCUGGAGCUGGGCGCCGAGCAUGCGCUGUUGCUGGACGCUGCCGGCCAGGUGUUCUCCUGGGGCGGGGGCAGACACGGACAGCUGGGCCAUGGGACGCUGGAGGCGGAGCUGGAGCCAAGGCUGCUGGAGGCGCUGCAGGGCCUGCCCAUGGCCCAGGUGGCGGCGGGGGGCUGGCACUCCGUGUGCGUGAGCGAGACCGGGGACCUUUAUAUCUGGGGCUGGAAUGAAUCAGGGCAGCUGGCCUUGCCCACAAGGAGCCUGGCAGAGGACAAGAGGACAGUCACAGGGGAAGGGCUGAACCAAGAUGGUUCCCAAGUGGAGAGAGCAGCCGGGACCGAGGAUGGAGCCCCUGCCCCCUUCAUAGCUGUCCAGCCCUUCCCAGCCCUGCUGGACCUUCCCCUGAGCUCAGACGCAGUCCUGGCCAGCUGUGGAUCCCGGCACACAGCUGUGGUGACACGAACAGGAGAGCUCUACACCUGGGGCUGGGGUAAAUAUGGACAGCUCGGCCACGGGGACAGUGCCAGCUUGGACCGGCCCUGCCGCGUGGAAUACUUUGUAGAUAAACAGCUCCAAGUAAAAACUGUCACCUGUGGGCCCUGGAACACGUACGUGUAUGCUGUGAAUGGGAACAGCUGAUGUGUAUUUACAUGUGUUUUUCAAGUUGUAAAAUACAUAGAAAAGUACAUAAAACAAAUGUACAGUAUAUUAAAAAUGACAAAGCUAACACUUGUGACGCGCCCGCUCUGGCCGGGGAAACCCAUGCCGGCACCCAAGGCCCUGGUCUGCCCCUGCCCGUCGCAGCCCAGCCUCUCCCCACCACCGUGCAGCGGGGAACUGCAGAGCGCAGACCCUGGGCUGGACCUCGGGGGUGUCCCCCAGGUGAUUGUGAAGUAUGGCAGCCUGGGGAACACUAAGGUCAUCUAUUGCCAUUCAUGUCCUUGUUUAAUUCAGGUUGGUUUUUUUUUCCGGUACCCGGAAUCGAACUCACAACCUCGUGCUUGCCAGGCAGGCGCUGUGCCGCUGAGCUAAAUCCCCAGCCCCCGUCCUUGUUUAAUUCAGAACUUUAACACUUUUGUACGUACUCUGACUUACAAACAAGUUCCGUUCUGGAAAACGUUCAUAAGUCAGAUUUGUUCCUAAGUCUGACAGAGUGAGCUUUAUACAGUACACCUGUGAAAGUUCGCAACUGGAAUGUUAUAAGUUGGGCACUCACUGUACAGUAGUUCGCCUGCUUCUCAACAGCAGGUAAACAGUCAUUGUGGGUAUGUCAUUUUGUUUUGGAGGCAGGGUCUUGCUGUGUAGCCCAGGCUGACCUUCAACUCGUGACCUGGGAUUACAGGCAUGCGCCACCAACCUGGCUUUUAUGUCUGUUCCUUUUGUCUAACAUUUCCAUGCAUUGUUGCGUGAUCCAUGUGUUGUAUCCUGAAGUUCACUCAUUUGUAUGCAGUGAGGUGCUCCACUGUGUGAAUAUAGCUUAAGCUCUGUA
This is a messenger RNA of Chinchilla lanigera (long-tailed chinchilla), 2546 nucleotides long. RefSeq names its product RCC1 domain containing 1 (gene Rccd1). The record is from RefSeq and is a predicted model, not a curated record. Lineage: Eukaryota; Metazoa; Chordata; Mammalia; Rodentia; Chinchillidae.